GAAAGAAAGAAAAAAAAACUUCAACCUUGGCUUUCGUUCCAGAAGAAAAAAAAAGAAGAAGCUGAUUUCGAAAUUGAAUCUCAUCUCGAUUUGUGUUUGAAAUUUAAAUAAUGGCUCAAGCGGUAGAAGAAUGGUAUAAGCAGAUGCCGAUAAUAACAAGGUCGUAUUUGACGGCGGCUGUAGUCACCACCGUAGGAUGUUCCCUAGAGAUAAUAUCACCGUAUAAUCUGUACCUGAAUCCAACCCUUGUGGUGAAGCAGUACCAGUUAUGGCGCCUCGUUACUAAUUUUCUUUAUUUCCGGAAUAUGGAUUUGGACUUCUUGUUCCAUAUGUUUUUUCUAGCAAGAUACUGCAAACUCCUGGAAGAAAACUCCUUCAGGGGAAAGACUGCUGAUUUCCUUUACAUGCUCUUAUUCGGUGCAACUGUGCUAACCGGUAUUGUUCUCAUUGGCGGAACUAUACCUUACUUGUCUGUCUCACUCUCAAAGAUCAUUUUCCUCAGCAACUCGUUGACUUUCAUGAUGGUGUAUGUAUGGAGCAAACAGAAUCCUUACGUCCACAUGAGUUUCCUUGGCCUUUUCACUUUUACAGCAGCCUAUUUACCAUGGGUGCUUCUUGGAUUCUCUGUUCUUGUUGGUGCAAGUCCAUGGGGGGAUUUACUGGGAAUGAUAGCAGGUCACGCGUAUUACUUCUUGGCAUUUGUGUAUCCACGAAUGACUGAUCGACGCCCCUUGAAGACUCCAUCUUUCCUCAAAGCCCUUUUCGCUGAUGAGCCUGUAGUGAUUGCACGGCCAGAAGAUGUGAGGUUUGCUCCUGCCCCUUUUGAUGAAAUCCACCAAGACUGAAAUCUUCAUCUUCCCAAGGGCACAUUGUGUACACAUUCAUUGCUUUAUGGUUGUGGAUAAUGUGGACGGUUUUGUUAGUUUUUUUCCCUUGUCUGAGUUAUGUGUUUAUCUCUUUGUGCAUAAAUGAACAAAACCUGUGUACAAAAAAAUUCCUAAAAUGCUAGUUUAUAAUAGUCAUUUCAUUAGAUCAUUAGACAAUGUCUUACAGUGAGACAAACAAAACCAGUUAAAGCAAACUGAUAAAGUCUGAAAGAUUCUGGUUUUUUUUUUUUUU
Molecule: messenger RNA, 1119 nt
Organism: Eruca vesicaria subsp. sativa (arugula)
Lineage: Eukaryota; Viridiplantae; Streptophyta; Magnoliopsida; Brassicales; Brassicaceae
Source: the annotation of a GenBank genome assembly